This is a messenger RNA of Castor canadensis (American beaver), 2131 nucleotides long. It is a transcript of the gene Mfap3l, whose product is annotated as microfibril associated protein 3 like. Lineage: Eukaryota; Metazoa; Chordata; Mammalia; Rodentia; Castoridae. The record is from RefSeq and is a predicted model, not a curated record.
GCGCAGAGCACGGCGCGGCACAGCUCUCCGGCUGGCCAUGGCGAGAGGUGCACGGCGACCACCCGAGUGGCGUAGCGGUGUCAGAUUCUUAAUCAAGUACCAACUCCAUGGAUCGAGGACAGGUUUGUCCCAUGGCCUGCUCUGAACAGUGUGUUGUCUGAUAGAAGAUUUCCAUUGGCAAACCAUCUGUUGCCUUACAGAGCAAGCAAAGAAGAUGGAUCUAUUGAAGAGCCAUCCGACUGUGUGCUUUCUACCUUCUGUGCCCUUUUUUAUCCUACUAUCCACUCUAGCAACUGCGAAGAGUGUGACUAACAGCACUUUAAAUGGCACCGACAUGGUCUUGGGCUCUGUGCCUGUAAUCAUUGCCAGAACUGACCAUAUCAUAGUCAAGGAAGGGAACAGUGCCUUGAUUAAUUGUAGUGUUUUUGGCAUCCCUGACCCACAGUUUAAGUGGUAUAAUUCCAUUGGCAAGCUGCUGAAGGAAGAAGAGGAUGAGAAAGAAAGAGAAGGAGGAAAAUGGCAAAUGAUUGAUGGUGGCCUCCUGAACAUCACCAAGGUAUCUUUCUCAGACCGAGGUAAAUACACAUGUGUGGCUUCUAACAUGUACGGCAGUGUGAACAACACAGUGACCCUAAGAGUCAUCUUCACCUCUGGAGACAUGGGCGUUUACUACAUGGUUGUCUGCCUCGUGGCCUUCACCAUUGUCAUGGUUCUCAACAUCGCCCGGCUGUGCAUGAUGAACAGCCACCUGAAGAAGACCGAAAAAGCCAUCAACGAGUUCUUUAGGACAGAAGGCGCAGAGAAGCUGCAAAAGGCAUUCGAGAUUGCCAAGCGGAUCCCCAUCAUCACCUCAGCCAAAACUCUAGAGCUUGCCAAAGUGACCCAGUUCAAAACCAUGGAAUUUGCCCGUUACAUCGAAGAGCUCGCCAGGAGCGUCCCUCUGCCUCCUCUCAUCAUGAAUUGCAGGACUAUUAUGGAGGAGAUCAUGGAAGUGGUUGGGAUGGAGGAGCAGGGGCAGAAUUUUGUGAGGCAUACCCCAGAAGGCCAGGAGGCCACAGACAGGGAUGAGGUGUACACCAUCCCCAACUCUCUGACGCGAAGUGACUCUCCCACUGCCGACUCGGAUGGCUCCUCGCUGCAUGAACAGCCUCAGCAGAUUGCCAUCAAGGUGUCUGUUCACCCCCAGUCCCAAAAAGAUCAUGGGGAUGACCAAGAUGGUGUACAAUUUGAGGUCAAAGAUGAAGAGGAGACAGAACCAUCGGGUGAACAUUCACCGGAGACCGGAGAGCCUUCGACAGAUGUGACAUCUACCGAGCUAACAUCUGAAGAGCCGACACCUGUGGAGGCAUCAGAUCGAGGACUGCCACCAGCUCACCUGGAAACGACAGAGCCAGCAGUGACACAUGACAAAAACACCUGCAUUAUCUAUGAAAGCCAUGUCUAAUAUCAACUCCGAAAAGCUAUGCAUAUCAAGAAAAAUCAGGGGCUGCUCCUUGUAACACAGAUGUAGUACGCACUUGCCGCUAAGCCUUACCAGGAGACUCUCAUCCCUUAGGUACAACUGAUACCAUUUUAAAAGGGGAAACAUCUACAUGCAGUUUUUGGGACUGGAAUCUCCCCAGUAGAAAAGGAUGCGAGAAACAUGAGGGUGCAGAACUGAUAAUAUCAGACAGAAGAUAUCUGUCCAUGUGAUUUGAAUUUUAGAGGCCGUUCUCUGCCAAAUCCCUUAAUUGGCAAUGCCCUUUUGGCAAAGAGUACACUGCUGUAAGGUAUCUGAGUUCAAGAGCCCUGUCCAAUGCACACUGCAUUGCUUUUCCUUUUAAGAAUUAUAGGUCUGCUACAAUAGCAAAUGCACGUACAUGGGUUUGUUGCACUUUCUUCUCAGUUUUAAUUACUUUCACUGUUCCUUUAUAGUGGAAUAAUUGUUAUUAAUACUAAUUGCUUUUUCUGAAUUAGUCCUCUUUGCUACUUUUGUCCUUAUUUUUCCCUAGAACAUUUACCUCAGAGGCUUUGGUAUCAGUCACUAGUUCCAAGGCUGAUAUCUACAAGUCAUUUGUAAUGUUCCAAAGUAGUUUUCUUGGCUCAUUGUUUUUGUUUUGUUUCACUUUCAUUCCCCAGGUCUGUUUUCAUA